Molecule: messenger RNA, 2543 nt
Organism: Saimiri boliviensis boliviensis (Bolivian squirrel monkey)
Lineage: Eukaryota; Metazoa; Chordata; Mammalia; Primates; Cebidae
Gene: SMAD9
Product: SMAD family member 9
Biological process (GO): SMAD protein signal transduction; BMP signaling pathway; cell differentiation
Cellular component (GO): heteromeric SMAD protein complex
Molecular function (GO): I-SMAD binding; DNA-binding transcription factor activity, RNA polymerase II-specific; RNA polymerase II cis-regulatory region sequence-specific DNA binding
Source: RefSeq, a predicted model, not a curated record
GGCUUCGCGGCUCCAGUCUGACUGACGCCGGCUGGGGCCGCCGCCGCCGCCGCUGCAGCCGCUGUCUCGGUCCCCGCCGCCGCCGGGCCCUGCAGGCGCUGGGCGCGCGCAGCCAGGCAGAUUAAAAUCACCAACGGAACCUUCCAAGGAGACCAACUGAGUGGAAAUAACCUUCAGUAACUGCUAAUGGGAGUUGGAUUUAAAACCGUCAGCUUAAAAUAAAAGAGCUCAUGUCUCCUGAACUGCUAUCCAGCCGGAUCUCUUCACUACGGCACACUGAGAGCAGCUGUCCAGCUGUCCCGAAAAGUAGUUUGGAAGACUGUGUUAAGAGUGGCUGUCCAGGAGUGAGUUGCCCAGGCCAUUCAAGGGCUUAGGAGACAGUCUGCACACUUCCCAACUUGAAUCGGUCCCAGCUGCUCCCAGAGGAACGAGUGAAUUGGACCCUAUGCCACCCCUGGAGAGCUGCUCGCUGCCCACUUGGCCGUGAAGGGCUGUGCGGUUCCCCUGCGCGCCAGAGCCUGCCGUGGCCUCUUAUGCACUCCACCACCCCCAUCAGCUCCCUCUUCUCCUUCACCAGCCCCGCAGUGAAGCGACUGCUAGGCUGGAAGCAAGGAGAUGAAGAGGAAAAGUGGGCGGAGAAGGCGGUGGACUCUCUAGUGAAGAAGCUGAAGAAGAAGAAGGGAGCCAUGGACGAGCUGGAGAGGGCGCUCAGCUGCCCGGGGCAGCCCAGCAAGUGCGUCACGAUUCCCCGCUCCCUGGACGGGCGGCUGCAGGUGUCCCACCGCAAGGGGCUGCCCCACGUGAUUUACUGCCGUGUGUGGCGCUGGCCGGAUCUGCAGUCCCACCACGAGCUGAAGCCACUGGAGUGCUGUGAGUUCCCGUUUGGCUCCAAGCAGAAAGAGGUGUGCGUCAACCCUUACCACUACCGCCGCGUGGAGACUCCAGUGCUGCCUCCUGUGCUUGUGCCAAGACACAGUGAAUAUAACCCCCAGCUCAGCCUCCUGGCCAAGUUCCGCAGCGCCUCCCUGCACAGUGAGCCACUCAUGCCACACAAUGCCACCUAUCCUGACUCUUUCCAGCAGCCUCCGUGCUCUGCACUCCCUCCCUCUCCCAGCCACGCGUUCUCGCAGUCCCCGUGCAUGGCCAGCUACCCUCACUCCCCGGGAAGUCCUUCUGAGCCAGAGAGUCCGUAUCAGCAUUCAGUUGACACACCACCCCUGCCUUAUCAUGCCACAGAAGCCUCUGAGACCCAGAGUGGCCAACCUGUAGAUGCCACAGCUGAUAGACAUUUAGUGCUAUCGAUACCAAAUGGAGACUUUCGGCCAGUUUGUUAUGAGGAGCCCCAGCACUGGUGCUCGGUCGCCUACUACGAACUGAACAAUCGAGUUGGGGAGACAUUCCAGGCUUCCUCCCGAAGCGUGCUCAUAGAUGGGUUCACCGACCCUUCGAAUAACAGGAACAGAUUCUGUCUUGGACUUCUUUCUAAUGUCAACAGAAACUCAACGAUAGAAAAUACCAGGAGACACAUAGGAAAGGGUGUGCACUUGUAUUACGUCGGGGGAGAGGUGUAUGCCGAGUGCGUGAGUGACAGCAGCAUCUUUGUGCAGAGCCGGAACUGCAACUAUCAACACGGCUUCCACCCGGCCACCGUCUGCAAGAUCCCCAGCGGCUGCAGCCUCAAAGUCUUCAACAACCAGCUCUUCGCUCAGCUCCUGGCCCAGUCAGUUCACCACGGCUUUGAAGUUGUGUAUGAGCUGACGAAGAUGUGCACCAUCCGGAUGAGCUUUGUUAAGGGUUGGGGCGCUGAGUACCAUCGCCAGGAUGUCACCAGCACCCCCUGCUGGAUUGAGAUUCAUCUUCAUGGGCCGCUGCAGUGGCUGGACAAAGUUCUGACGCAGAUGGGCUCUCCACAUAACCCCAUUUCUUCAGUGUCUUAACAGUCAUGUCUUAAGCUGUGUUUCCAUAGGAUAGAGGCUAUUGCAGGGAGUGGCUUGUAUCAUUUCAGAUUUGCAACUAACUGAAGUUUCUACAAACAUGUGUAAAUACAUAGAAGGUAUACUAUUCCUAUUUUUUUUUUAACCACCGUUUGUUUUGUGCUUGCUAGUUAACCUGACACCAGUGCAAUGCGAUUGGAAAAGCAGGCCUUUUGUGCCUUUGCUGUCGUCGGCAGCUUUUGUGGGAGGAAACAAUUGAGGGGCAAUAUUGUCAAAAGUGUUUGAAGGGUGUUAGCAGAAGAAAAGGCAGCUUUAGUCAGCUGUGUCAUCAUAAAGCAUGUUGUGUGGCCUCACAGAAGUACUGAAACUGUUUAUGCAGCAAAAGUCAGGAAUUAGCGGCACUAGAGCAAAUAACACUCAGAUGAAACAAAGCAGUGAAGCCCCUACAGUUUAAAUGAUGUCACUUCAGUGCUAUGGACAAGAAAUAAAAUAAGCUUGGACAAUGAAUUCUAUGAGAUAAGUCAUAGAAACUUGACUUCUAAGGCUGACAUACCCAUAACUGGGCUGCUGUGCUGAUACUCAGUGGUACAUUUUAACCAAACUGUGAUC